Molecule: messenger RNA, 855 nt
Organism: Emericellopsis atlantica
Lineage: Eukaryota; Fungi; Ascomycota; Sordariomycetes; Hypocreales; Bionectriaceae
Exons: 2
Coding region: 116-784 (222 amino acids)
Source: RefSeq, a predicted model, not a curated record
GUCGAUACUCGUGUACGAUAACCGCUAACGUGACCUUUGCCAGCAGCAGCCUGACGCUGAGCGAGGCACGGCUGGUCCCUCCGCGUUUGGGGUGUAACCCCUCUGCUCUGACGACAUGGAUGGGAAGACGCUGCCUUGUGGUGGGCGAGGCAAGAGCAGAGCAGGUGUAAUGGUGCUAACUUCCAGUGUUGACAACCCACCACAAGUAUGGGGGCAUCGCAGACGGAGAUGCAUUCAAGGUCUGUACAGACAAGCUGCUUUGAUACCGGGUACUUCCACUUGGACGGCAGCCGUCAAGCCACCUCAGGGUGGGGUUGUCCGCCUAAGGCACUUGCUAGGGCCACUGAGCCAGGCGCCUGGGGCCACCCAAGGCCGCGCUUCUACAGCGGGGGCCCUCCACUGGGAGAUGCCUCAAGGGCCCCAAGUGGGCUGCGGCUGUGGCUGCAAGUGGUGGUACGUGCACCUCAUGACCGCCCGGCGGACCAACAUCCAAUCCAUCCAUUCACGCAUGGGAUGGACGGACUGCCUCUGGAUUGAGCGGUGCCCCUCAUGUCCCAGUCAACGUCCAGUCUGUCUGGCUGCUAACGUUAGCAGCCCGCCCGAGCCCGAGCCCAGCUCGACCCUCGUUUGUACAUCAACGUCUGCGUCCAUGACCCGUGCCGUGGGCUCACAAACAGCAGCAGCAGCAGUGGUAGCAGCAGUUGCAGCACAGUCCAGUCCAGUCCAGUCCUCUCUACGCGCGCAACACCCGUCGCUUCGUCCACCCAUCGCCUUAUCGGUUUGAUCCGUCGUCACCGCGUCGCUUACCGCUCAACUUACCGCAGCCUGGCGCCUGGCCAGCCUUUCUUUCACCUA